UUGCUGGGCUUCCAGCUCUGACUCCAGCGCUACACUGAGUCCGGUCGGGCGGACGCGCGGAGUGGACGGCGGAGACGCGCGCGGGAUUCGGGCCGGCGGGCGGGCGGGCGGGCCGGGUGGCGGCGGAGGAACUGGAGGCGCGAUGGCCGAGGGCAGCGCUGUGUCCGACCCUCAGCACGCCGCGCGCCUGCUGCGGGCGCUCAGCUCGUUCCGGGAGGAGGCGCGCUUCUGCGACGCGCACCUGGUCCUCGACGGCGAGGAGAUCCCGGUGCAGAAGAACAUCCUGGCGGCGGCCAGCCCGUACAUCAGGACAAAGUUAAACUAUAAUCCUCCCAAAGAUGACGGCUCCACUUACAAGAUUGAACUUGAAGGGAUAUCGGUAAUGGUUAUGAGAGAGAUCCUGGAUUACAUCUUCAGUGGGCAGAUCAGGCUAAAUGAAGAUACAAUCCAAGAUGUUGUACAGGCAGCCGACCUGCUGCUGCUGACGGACCUGAAAACCUUGUGCUGUGAGUUUUUGGAGGGCUGCAUUGCCGCGGAGAACUGCAUCGGCAUCCGCGACUUUGCGCUGCACUAUUGCCUGCACCAUGUGCAUUACCUGGCCACGGAGUACCUGGAGACUCACUUCCGAGAUGUCAGCAGCACAGAGGAGUUCCUGGAGCUGAGUCCGCAGAAGCUCAAAGAAGUCAUCUCUCUCGAGAAGCUGAAUGUUGGCAAUGAAAAAUACGUGUUUGAGGCGGUGAUUCGGUGGAUAGCGCAUGACACAGAGAUGAGAAAGGUCCACAUGAAGGAUGUCAUGUCAGCACUGUGGGUCUCAGGGCUGGACUCCAGCUACCUGCGGGAGCAGAUGCUCAAUGAGCCCUUGGUACGGGAAAUCGUCAAAGAGUGCAGCAACAUCCCGCUCAGCCAGCCGCAGCAGGGGGAGGCCAUGCUGGCCAGCUUCAAGCCGAGGGGCUACUCAGAGUGCAUAGUGACCAUUGGAGGGGAGGAAAGAGUUUCACGGAAACCCACGGCCGCCAUGCGAUGUAUGUGCCCUCUCUACGACCCUAAUCGGCAGCUGUGGAUCGAACUGGCCCCUCUGAGCAUGCCCAGAAUUAACCAUGGUGUUCUCUCAGCAGAAGGGUUUUUGUUUGUGUUGGGGGGCCAAGACGAAAAUAAGCAGACACUGAGCUCGGGAGAGAAGUACGACCCAGACGCCAACACGUGGACUCCUCUCCCACCCAUGAAUGAGGCAAGACACAACUUUGGGAUCGUGGAGAUAGAUGGGAUGCUGUACAUCCUUGGAGGGGAGGAUGGUGACCGGGAGUUGAUUUCCAUGGAGUGUUAUGAUAUUUAUUCAAAAACCUGGACAAAGCAACCUGACUUGACCAUGGUUAGAAAGAUUGGCUGCUAUGCAGCUAUGAAAAAGAAAAUCUAUGCCAUGGGUGGAGGAUCAUAUGGAAAAUUGUUUGAGUCUGUGGAGUGUUACGAUCCCCGGACCCAGCAGUGGACUGCCAUAUGUCCACUGAAAGAGAGGAGGUUUGGAGCAGUGGCCUGCGGUGUUGCCAUGGAGCUGUAUGUAUUCGGAGGCGUCAGAAGUCGAGAGGACAUCCAGGGCAGUGAGAUGGUCACCUGCAAGUCUGAGUUCUAUCACGACGAGUUUAAGAGGUGGAUAUAUCUUAACGAUCAGAACCUAUGCAUUCCUGCCAGUUCAUCCUUUGUGUAUGGCGCUGUCCCCAUAGGAGCCAGUAUUUAUGUUAUCGGAGACCUUGACACAGGUACCAACUAUGACUACGUGCGUGAGUUUAAGAGAAGCACAGGCACCUGGCACCACACGAAGCCACUCCUGCCGUCCGACCUUCGGCGCACAGGCUGCGCAGCUUUGCGCAUCGCCAACUGCAAGCUCUUCCGUCUGCAGCUGCAGCAAGGCUUGUUCCGCAUCCGGGUCCAUUCCCCUUGAAGAGGAAGAGGAGCCAAAAGCGAGGUCCUGCCCCAAGCGCAUCACGUGGCUGGUCGUCAGCAAGCGCAGAGAAGCAGCUCCAUCUUGCUGUGUGCUGGGCAUCAGUAUGGUUACUCUUCGGUGGUUUUUUUAAUGCUUAGAAACUUGGGCUUCUGCUCUUGUUUGGAGACCAUGUAACUUGAAAAACUACCUGGGAGGAAUCAGUUCCUCCAGCCCGAUGCGUUCGUAAACCGUGGAUGCUAGUGAAUGUCAAAAGGAGGGAGUGGGGGGUUGGUGUCAUGUGAAAUAUCAGAGUUAAAGCCCUAAGGUGCGUAUUCCCAGAAGGGAACUCUUACCUAACUGACUGUGUCCCAGUGUAUGUGGCUGAGGUAGACAAACAACAGAACCCAUAUAUGCAAGCCAACAUCCCCAGCACACAAGGCUGUCCUUGUAUGGUGUGGAGGGGUAGAUGCCUAACCAUACUCAGUAAACUGAGGUUUGUGCCAGUUAUUUCCCAUUUAUUACUAGUCCUCUGUCUUAAGAUUCUUUAAGAACUAUAUUCUGAUGAACUGAGACUGAGAUAAAACUCCUCUCUGACAACAAUCUGUCUUUCAGUUGCCCAAAGAGCUCAAGUCCGCAGCCCCGUAUGAGCUUAAAGGAAUCGCUCGCUAUAAAAGACCCUAUGUUCUGAGAGAGUUCUGGGGGCGCUGUGAGCUUGGGAGGGAGUGUGUACCAUUCUUUCUACCUGGAAAAGCAAACUCCAGGCUGGUAGCACAGAGGAGACUUCAGAGUCGAGCAAAUGACAGAGGUCUGCUGCAACUAAAAAACAAACACUAAAAACACAAGAAAGCUGUCCAGGUGAUGUCCAUAGGAAUCAAACCUUCUUCUACCCUGUCGGAAAGCACACGAAGUCCUGUUUACUGCUGCUUAGACAUUACAAACUUAUCUUCGAACGCAGGUGUGUUUGGAAUCUCGUCUUUGUAACAGGCUGCCCCCAAAGCCGUUCUCUGGUAGUUUUAGAUGAUUUUCACUCCCAGUAAUGUUUGGCUGGUAGAAUAAACUACCUCAACUUAAUUUCAUUCUGUUCCCGUUAGUGCCCUCUUCCUUUUUCCCUCCUUCCCCAUCACUCAUUGCCACUUCCGCCCUCCUUCCCAUUUCCCAUUAGUAAAAACAAACCAAUCUUUAGUUGGUGGAAUUUAUCUCGUAAGAUACUGUUUUCCAUUCAAAUUAUGCCCCCUUGGUGUGAAGUCAGGGACUGGAGUGCACUCCAUUACUUGAUAGUGUGAGUUGUAUGCAAUAUCAAACUUCUAGUCAACUUGAUACAGAGUUCCUCGUUUCUAAUUGUUUUCUACAAGUUUCUUUCUUGACUAGAAGAGGCAACAUUGUAUCUUAGUGAUUGCUAAAUGUAUAAGUACAUCCUUUGGUUAUAAAUUGGAGAACAGGAAUUUCUUCUAGAAACUUCCUACUUUGAGAUGUUUAUAUGCAAUUGAAUUGCAUAUGAAACAUUUAUCCUCUUUUCCCCCGCCUGUGGACCUGAAAAGGCAUGGCUUCUCUGCAGGGAUUUUCCUAUACCUGUCUCGAGUGAUUGGCAUUAUAAAAAGUUGGGGAGAAGAACCGGAGGGUGGGUGUAAAAAGGGCUGGGCUUGGCUUCCUAACUCAGCUGUGGCCAGAAGCAACUUGGCAAGAGAAGGUCUAAGUUUUUAUCCUUUGCUCUAGGCCGGAUGUGCCACACAUCCAUGCCAUCCCAUCCAGUCACAUUUAUUGUCAGUCAGUGGAUUAUGUUGCAUAUCAGCCAUGUUGCUUUCCAUCGGGGAAGCCACAGCAGAAAGACCACCUCUGCUCUUCCUGAGAUGGGGGCUUCACAGCAGAGAAAUUGCCAGAAGGGCGAGUUGACUUUGGUGAAAUACCUGCACAGGACAGAGCCAUGGCCUGCCAGAGCAGAGAGAAACCGGCGCAGGACAGCUGUGGUAACUGCUCUGUUUUGGUUUUUAUUUGUUGUGUUGUUGUUGUUUGUUUGUUUGUUUGUUUAAACUCCUGAAGUUUAAAAUUCUCAGUGUGCUUCAGGCCUCUCCAAGGAGACAGUUCCUUGUUUAGAGUCAUGGGUCCAAUAGUGAUGUCACUAGUGCCUGUUGACUUGGUCAGUUCACUUAAAAAAACAAACAAACAAACGGGUUUUCACUUCAGUUCAUUGACACUAUGGCUGCAGAAAUUAAUGUUUUAUAAAAUAAAUUUGCAACUUAAUAUGGGAUGCAAUAACAAAAGCUGCUAAGUGCCAAACUGUUAUUUUUAGGUGUGUGUGUGUGUGUGUGUGUGUGUGUGUGUGUGAGAGAGAGAGAGAGAGAGAGAGAGAGAGAGAGAGAGAGAGAGACUGAGACUGACUAUCCUGUUGAAAAGUGGGGCUGUAUUUAAUUUUACUAUGAUGUUUCAAAGUCAACCAUACCUCUUGGUAACCACUCUCUCUUAGAGUCGAGCAGUAGCUUGUAGCCCCUGUCGUGCAGGUUGUGUUUCACUGCUGCACCUGUGUCUUGGUCAGGUCUGCAUGAGUGGUCCUUCCUGUCUUGGUAAGGCACUUUGACCGGGUAGAUGUUACAUUUGGCAACGGAGGCUAGAUCUUAAAAUCUGAAACACAAACAUCUUGGGGGAAGUGCAAUUUCUUUUCACUGGAAGGUCUUAGGCUACAGUUGUGUAAUCAAGACACCCUCCUAGGCUAGAGUCUAAAGUAUGUUUGUUUAUUUCUCUAACAUAUCUAAACAUAGAUUUUUUUUUCAAAGAUUUAAGUGCUUAAUUUAAAAUGAAGUGUUUUUUAUGUGAAGAGUGUUUAUGUUCUGUGCGAUGAGAAAGCAUGAGAGAUGAGCGAAUGUGCGUGCAUGCUGUGCCAUGUGACUUGACACGUCUGUCUGUAUAUGUUUACUUUUGAAUCGUAGUCACGAGCUAUCUCUGCUACCGUCUCCUGGUGCUUCAGAUAAACCUUGAGUCUACACGGCUGUGUCAAACACGCGCCGUGUGUAAAUGCAGAAUCUUUGUGGACAGUAGUCAAUUUUACUAGCUUUGCCUCUUUUCCUUAGCAGGAGCAAAAACAUGGAUUUACCUGCUAGCAGUUGAUCCUAGGAAGGGCUGGUCUAAGGGGCCGAGUGUGCUAUGUGGUUGCUCUGAGGAGUCAUGGCUCUGGUUGGGCUUUCCAACCAAAAGCCUGCUGGGGCUGUGUCUGAGUCUUGUUUGUGCUGAAGCGAGUGUUCUGUUACAUCUCACAGCUACUGAGGCUACUCUGAUCUCCAGUGGCUUGACAGUGUCACCAUACCCUUUAUAAGUGGGGAGAGGCCACCCCUCAGAGGUGUCUCGGAAACACGGUCUCUUCACGGAAGUGGUGAAAGUAGGGCUGUCCUUGCCAUGGUGCCUCAGAUUCUCACAGGAUGCCAGUCAGGUAUCUAGGGAAACAGCUGGCUCUCCUUGAGGGCUCUACUUGGUAACUCCUCUGCAGUGCCCUGUGCCAGGGGUCUCAGAAAUUCUCUCUUAUAGUGGGGAGGCUUUCCUAGUUACACGGUCCUCCUGUGGUCGGAUGCUCUGGGAAGGGGUGAGGUGACUUUUACCAUGUGCACUUAGAGGCUUCAGAACUACCUGAGAAAUGCCCACCGGAAGGGUAGAGCAAUGCUUCCUUCUUGCUGUAACUUCCCCUUAGCCAAGAGAGCACCUAGAAAGCCAGGGAUUGAAGAGGCGUGACAGUGCCUGCCCUGGGUCACCCACCAAAUACAGAGGGCCUCCCUAGAAUUGUGCUUGCGUUUCGGGGAACCUUACAAAGGAGGCAGAGGGGACACAGCCCUCCCUCUCUGUCUUAUAAAUUCACUGGAGCUUGAGCAAGAACCUUGUCUGUGUGAGUUGGUCCGGGGUUUGCAAGUAGGCAUCGAGUCACAGUAUUCUGGCCUUCAAUGAGAUGCUUUUCCCUAAGCAGAGAACGCGCUCUUCAAUUCUUCUGGGCUUUAAGUGAGAAGCUGUGUACAUAGGUGGGCUGGCCUCAGAAAUCCCAAGUGCCUCGUGUACUACUCGCACGUGCCUGCGUCCCCAGGUGCUUCCGCAGGACGCUGCACCUGUGCCCAGCCGCCUCAUAAUGCUCAUCACAUGAAUGUCAGGUUGAUUGGCUGCAUCUGACAUGGGCUUAAAAUCUUCUCCAUGUCUAAGGUGGGUAGGGGCGCUCUCCCCUUCCUACAGUGAACAUUCAAGUGUGCGCAGAAGCCAGGCCCUGGGUUUACCAAGGGUAAUCCAGCCAACUCAGCAAGAGCUUGAGCUUCCUCGGCAUGCAGGUGUUUCUAUUCCCAAAAUAGACAUCAUUUGUAGUAUGGGCUCAGCCCCCAGACCAACAUUCUGGCUGGAGAAACCGGAAAACCUUUUCCUCUCCCUGUCAGUUGGCUGUUGAAAGUCUCUCACUUUCCUGAGUGUCUUCUGGAAGCAAGGCCCAGUUUAUUCAUAAAGACUAAAGCUAACAUUUUAUUGAUUGUCCCCACUCAGUCGGGGAGGGAGGGACUGAUUUGGCAAGCCCAGGGGUCUUUCUGCCUUCUGAGUAAUCCCUCAAGGCUCUUUCUGGCUCAUUUUGAUGCUCACAUACAGCUCUGGGGUAGGGAAGAGUGAGUCCAUUGACUCAGACGGUGGGUGUCUCACUCUCGCUGCCAGUGAGGUCUGGCUGGAGUUGAAGAGCAGGCGCUUCCACAUAUUCUGUGGUGAGCGGCUCUGCCUCCUGCCUGGUGAACUCCCUUAGACCCUGGUGCUGAAUUUCUUCAAGCUGCUCCAGGGAAGUCUCCGUAGCUUACUUUUUGGCAUUUCCUGUUGAAUUGGAUGGGAAUACUUGCAGUCAUUCCCAUUCUUUGUGUUUCUGGGGAAAAACAACCCUCGUGUCCGCUACCUCAUGGUGUGGCAUUGGAUUUGUUCUGUAACAAGCGCCUGGAAGCAAGCAGCGAGCAGCCUUGAGAAGGUCAGUCCUCUCAGGCGGACUUUCCAUUAUUCGUACUUUUUAAAACAGGCACUUUAAACCUGGAGGAGCGGGAAUUCUUCUGGGGCUUCUGCGAGGCAAAGACUUGAAACUCAACUUGAACUUGAAAGAGUCAUUUAAAGGCGAUGUUUUCUCGUGGUAGAACAGUGGCAGAGUCGCGCAGCAGCUCUGCGGUGUUUCUGUCCUUGUUAGGAUCAGAGGAGAGCGUGUCUGCGAUAUGACACGGUGUUGUUUGGAACAUAGAUGCUUGAGGCGGCUGUGAUGUUUCUUGCAAGGUGCUGCCGAUUCCUGGGAAUUCCUCCUUUUGCUGGCCCCUCCCCUACACUCUCUUCUUCCUUCAGUCCUGGGAGCACCAGAUGUCAGAAUGAAACAGAUGUUUUCCAGGUUCACGAGCAAGCCUGACCCAACUACCUUGAAUCACCUUUACUUAAGAGCAUGACUCAUCUGUCACACUCGUAGGGGACUCUCCUGUGCUUCACCCCGCACGUCCCUUCUCCACACCCAGUAACAGGCUCUCACUGACCCAGCCUCUGGUCUCUCCUGGUCCCCAGGUGAGAAUGACAUCACCGAGGGAGCUCAGCAAUUGGAGACAGUCUUCUAGGAGUUCGUUCUUAUAGGAAUGGCCACUUCUCAGGUCACAGUUGGACCUGGCCUGCUACAUAGGAGACCUGGGUAAUCAACAGAGGCCAACCCUCUUUUCAGCUUUCUGUUCCCCUCGGAGUACUGCACUCUCUUGAGUGUUCCCCUCAGAGCUCUAUCCCUGGCUUCCAGCCCUCCCCUCAGAGCCUGAUACAUUUUAAAACUGCAUGCAACUGUAGUGCCCUAAGACUUUAAUCCCAGCACUCAG
Molecule: messenger RNA, 7740 nt
Organism: Microtus ochrogaster (prairie vole)
Lineage: Eukaryota; Metazoa; Chordata; Mammalia; Rodentia; Cricetidae
Gene: Gan
Product: gigaxonin
Biological process (GO): cytoskeleton organization
Molecular function (GO): protein binding
Source: RefSeq, a predicted model, not a curated record